This is a messenger RNA of Salvia miltiorrhiza (redroot sage), 2555 nucleotides long. RefSeq names its product receptor protein kinase-like protein ZAR1. NCBI's taxonomy places the organism in Eukaryota, Viridiplantae, Streptophyta, Magnoliopsida, Lamiales, Lamiaceae. Bases 467 to 2326 code for a protein of 619 amino acids. The transcript is spliced from 2 exons. Gene Ontology annotation, molecular function: protein kinase activity; protein binding; ATP binding. The record is from RefSeq and is a predicted model, not a curated record. Gene Ontology annotation, biological process: protein phosphorylation.
ACAUUAAUUACUGUAUUCACUCAAUUUUGGAAUAGACUUUUAGAGAAGCAGGAAGCCAGAAAUCACUACCAUCGUCAAAGCACAAUUCAAACCAAAUUCCUACAUUACUUACUCCAUUAAAAUUACCUCGAAAAUACCAUUAAUUUUCAAAUUGAAUCACCAAAUCCUUAUUCCCAUCAUCGUCACCAACCACCCCACCAUCAGAGAGAGAGAGAGAGAGCGAGUGGCUCUUCUUGGCCAUCUUCACAUUAAUCCCACCCACACACACACACACACACUCACGGUCCUCACCUCAAAUCAUACGCAUUCUUUCUGAAGCUCGUGGGCCUGUUGCAGAAGCAUUUCUUCACAAAACCCACCAAAUCCUCGUCACAUGCAAGGCUUCGAGCUCAAUGCAUUAAAAAAGACUCGAUUUUUAUUGAGCUUCUUCCUCGCAAGCAUAUAAAGAUUGAAUUUUUAUGCAAUAAUGCAAAGCUUGAAUGCUCUUUUCAACCUCUUUUACUUGUCCACAUUCUGCAUUUGUCUCUCAUCUUCACUCAACUCAGAUGGGCUCUCACUCUUAGCUCUAAAAGCCGCCAUUAUCAAAGAUCCAAACAGAGCUCUCAUUUCUUGGUCGGAGCUCGACGCAACCCCGUGCAGGUGGGCCGGGAUCGCCUGCGAUCGCGCCCACCGCCGCGUGAUCUCCGUUUCACUCUCGAGCAAGAAUCUGACGGGAUACAUUCCGUCGGAAAUCGGCGCGCUCUCAUUUCUCGCCUUUCUUGAUCUCUCCCACAACUUUUUCAGUGGAACCCUGCCGCAGCAGAUCGGCACUCUCCAAAACCUCGUCCAUUUUGAUAUCUCUUCCAACAAUUUCAACGGCUCGCUUCUCGAAGGGCUGAGCAAUCUAACCCAUUUGCAAGGGACUUUGAAUCUUUCGUAUAAUGCUUUUUCCGGCGAGAUUCCGUUGAGUUUUGGGCAGUUUCCGGUGAUGGUCAGCCUUGACCUCCGGUGUAAUAACCUCACCGGAAAAAUACCUCAGGUAGGGUCGCUGUUGAACCAGGGCCCCACCGCGUUUGCAGGGAAUCUUUAUCUCUGUGGGUUCCCAUUGAGCACUCCAUGUACAGUGCCAGAAGCUCAAAAUCCGAGAUUUUUGGAAAACCCUCAAAAACCUGAGGGUAAUGCCGGCGGUGGGCUGGUGGAGGGAAGAAAGAUCAACGGCGGGUCGGUGACGAUUUCGGUGAUUUCCGGCGUUUCUGUGGUGGUUGGAGUGGUGGCUGUUUCAGUGUGGGUGAUUAGGAAGAGAUGGAAGGUGGAGCAGAAGUUGGGGAAGGAGUGUGUGGGAGUGGGGGUGGGGGUGGGGGUGGAAUUUGGGGGUGAGGAGGGGAAGAAGGGCAAAUUUGUUGUGAUUGAUCAAGGGUUUGGGUUGGAAUUGGAGGAUUUAUUGAGGGCUUCAGCUUAUGUUCUUGGGAAAAGCAGGAGUGGGAUAGUUUAUAGGGUGGUGGCUGGUGGUCGGAAGGGGGCGGGGGCGGGGGCUGCUCCGGUGGUGGUGGCGGUGAGGCGGCUGAGUGAGGGGGACGUGGCAUGGAGGUUGAAGGAGUUCGAGGCGGAGGUGGAGGCCAUUGGGAAAGUGAGGCACCCCAACAUUGUGAGGCUGAGGGCUUACUACUAUGCCAGUGAUGAGAAGUUGCUCAUUUCGGAUUUCAUCAGCAAUGGAAGCUUGUACAAUGCAUUGCAUGGCGGAGUGGGGAACUCGGCGCCUCCGCUGUACUGGGCUGCAAGGCUCAGGAUCAUUCAAGAAACUGCAAGGGGUCUGAUGCACAUUCAUGAGUGCAGCCCUAGAAAGUAUGUCCACGGAAGCCUCAAAUCGUCGAAGAUCCUCCUCGACGACGACCUAAAGCCGUACAUCUCCGGCUUCGGCCAGUCCCGUCUCGUCCCGGCCCUCUCGAAGUCGGCGGGCACCACUUGCCGGAAGCCUAACCUGGUAACUCCCAAAACUCCAGCCUCAACAAACAUCAUGUGCGUGGCCCCAGAAGCUCGGGGCGUGGGGGUCAAAGUCAACCAAAAGUGCGAUGUCUACGCGUUCGGGAUCUUGGUCAUGGAGAUCCUGACGGGCCGAGCCCCCAACAAUGAUGGAGAGGAGGGGCUCGAGAGCCGGGUGAGAAGGGUUUUCCGGGAAGAGAGGCCGUUGUCGGAGAUCAUAGACCCUGCGCUCUUGCAUGAGGCUCGUGCCAAGAAGCAGGUUGUUGCUGCAUUUCACGUUUCCCUAAACUGUACGGAGCGCGAUCCAGAGCUCCGGCCCAAGAUGAGGACGGUUUCUGACAACCUAGAUCGGAUCAAGUUGCAGUGAUGUUGUAAAGAUAUGUUUGUCUUGGUAGGAUCUAUGAUUAAUUUCUAAUGUUGUGAGGAUAUGAAUAUUUUCCCCAAUCUCUGCAUGUAUAAAUGUUAGUAGCGUCAGUUUAGCGCAUGGUAGUAUUAAUUUGUUCAUGAAAAUGUCAUUUUCUGAAUCAUGGAACUAUAUAUAAAGCUAUGGUAAAAUAAGGAAAAUGGCUGCAGUUUUGGAGUUUGCAAGUACAAAA